This is a messenger RNA of Dermatophagoides pteronyssinus (European house dust mite), 1308 nucleotides long. RefSeq names its product serine--tRNA ligase-like. Lineage: Eukaryota; Metazoa; Arthropoda; Arachnida; Sarcoptiformes; Pyroglyphidae. The record is from RefSeq and is a predicted model, not a curated record.
AUGAUAGAUAUAAAUAAGUUACGAGUGGAUAAAGGAGGCAAUCCAGAAAUUUACCGUAAAUCGGAAAUCGCUCGUGGUCGCGAUGGAAGUCUCGUAAACGCCGUUAUCGAACUUGAUAAGACUUGGGUCAAAGCAGAGUUCCAAGUGAGCGAGCUUCGCCGCGAACUUAACCAAAUAUCAAAAGAAAUUGCUGUCCUUCGCAAGCAAAAACAUGAUGCGACUGAUUUUAUUAUUAAAUCAACUGAGUUAAAAAGUUUGAUGACUGCGAAAGCGGCCGAAGCAAAUAAUUUCUUGCAGCAGCGUAACCACAAUUUGUCUUUGAUAGGAAAUUUAGUUCACGAAUCUGUUCCUAAUUUCGUUGAUGAAAAACAUAACCCAGUCGUUCGCACAUUCGGAACGAUUCAAGAAAAAAAUUUUUCCGUCUUGCCUUAUUACACAAUCAUGGAAAAAUUGAAUUUUGUCGAAAUGAACAAAUCUUCUUUGAUUGUUGGGCAUCGUGCCUACUAUCUCCUUGGCUUAGGUGCUAGACUGAACCAAGCAUUGUUUUCCUAUGCUCAAAACUUCUUGCAGCAAUAUAACUACACACUCGUGCAAGUGCCAAUGUUCAUCAAAAAAAGCUACAUGCAAAAAGCUGCUGAAUUGCAGGACUUCGAAGAAUCUCUUUACAUCAUAAACAACUCAAACGAUGGCAACGAAGACUUGUGUCUCAUUGCUACCAGUGAACAACCUUUAUGCUGUUUACACGCUGACCAAACUUUCCAGCGCACUGAACUACCUGUCAAAUACUGCGGUAUCAGCUCGUGCUUCCGCAAAGAAGCCGGCUCUCACGGCAAAGAUAUGCGUGGGAUUUUCAGAGUACACCAAUUUGAAAAAAUUGAACAGUUUGUCAUCACUUCUCCUUCCAGCAGCGCCGAUAUGCUAGAGCAAAUGAUUGAAAUCAGCGAAAAAUUCUACCAAUCUCUCGAAUUGCCCUACCAAGUUAUUUCUAUUGUUUCGGGAGGUCUCAACAACGCAGCUUCGAAAAAGUACGAUCUAGAAGCUUGGUUCCCCGCUACUAAAGAAUUCAGAGAACUCGUCAGUUGCAGCAACUGCACGGACUACCAGUCUAGAGACUUAAAUAUCCGAUACGGCCAAGUCGACAGCAACCAGGGCGAAAAACAGUUCGUUCAUCUUUUGAACGGUACGCUCUGCGCAACCGAGCGAACACUUUGCUGCAUCCUGGAAAAUUACCAAGAUGAAAAAGGCAUUCGAAUCCCUAAAGUGCUACAACCCUACUUGUCAAAUUUAGAAUACAUUCCGUACGAAUAA